Astrephomene gubernaculifera is the source of this 1442-nucleotide messenger RNA. The record is from the annotation of a GenBank genome assembly. NCBI's taxonomy places the organism in Eukaryota, Viridiplantae, Chlorophyta, Chlorophyceae, Chlamydomonadales, Astrephomenaceae.
UAUUGAGGUGGUUGCGACUGUCAAAGUGGAACAUUACCUUGCUUUCGCUGUCCCCCAAAACCUAGGCAACAUGUGCAAGGACGCUUCCCUGACCCCCAAGGGUACCCUGACCAUCAAGGAUGCCAGCGCCGGCUUCGGCAAGGGCAACGUGGCUGCUACUGGCCUGGCUACGCUGAAGUACAAGUGCGGUGGCCUGAACGCUUCGCUCGCAUUGUCGGAUGCCUCGGUCAAGAGCAUUAAGACCCUGAAGGACGUCGUUGCCACCGCUGACUACAAGGUCAAGCAGGUCAAGGGCACCACCCUCAACACCAAGUACGACCUGGGCACCAAGAAGUACCAGGUUGGUGCCACCUGGGAGGGCAGCCUCGCCAAGAAGGCCACCACCGUCAAGCUGUGGUACGGCAACAAGGACAACAAGGUCGCCGGUGAGGCCACCGUCUCCCUAGUCAAGAACCAGAAGGCCAACGUGACCUUCAACCAGCAGAAGGUGCUGACCGCCAAGUACACCCUCGCCAACGGUGACUUCACCUACGAGCCGUCGUACAACUUUGACAAGCAGGCGCCCGCCGUCGCCAUCUCCAAGAAGCAGGGCAAGGACAACUUCAAGCUCUUACGACCUGAAGAGCGAGGGCGCCUCCCUGGAGUGGAACCGCAAGCCGCUCAAGGUCACCGUGUCCUCCACGGUCACCAAGAACCUGUCCGUGUCCAAGCCCACCGUCUCGGCCGUGUUCGAGAACGUCUACAGCUUCUAAGCAGCACGCUGGUUUUGGACCGGUGCCUAAGCUAGGCUGCAAACAUGCCCGCAGCUGACAUAGCAUACUUGCGCCGCAGCCCGGUUGCCGUGAUUUUUUGGCGGCGCGGUUGACUCGAUCAGGUCUAUUCCUCAUUUUUCGAGGAGGCGUUGUGAACACUGGUGAUGCGUUACUGUGAGCAAUGUUGGGGCCAUCGCGAGCGCGCAGCGGUCAACAGGCUGAACGGAUCCUCGCGAUCAGCUUACUAUUCCGUGGCAGCCAUUUCUUUACUAAUAAACCUAUACCUGCCCUUGCUUGUCCUUAUAGCUGCGUGGGUUGCGGAUUGUAGAUACACACCUUAUGCAGGGCUUUAUAGGAAGUGCAAUGCUUCCCGGGGGUGAGGUGUCCUGCAAAGCAGUACGGGUAAACUCCUGUCCCAUCUUUCCGAUGGUGACCUUCCCAGCUUACUGGACUUCCGGUUUUGAAGGUCAGUUGUCUGGCCUGGUCGUGUGUUCUGUGUGCAGAUCACAUGCAACAUGUAACACCCGCCUGCUGGCGUAAUUGGCAAAAUAUUUGUUUCCACACGACAGGGUAUAACAUACGGAGAUGUACGACACACACAUAUUACUUAAGCGAGGCAUACAUACAUUAUAGUGUAAAGGGAAAAACCGCAUCGUAAGUUUUAUAACGCACAAGACACCUUAAGGCGAC